Phasianus colchicus (ring-necked pheasant) is the source of this 2974-nucleotide messenger RNA. RefSeq names its product TNF receptor superfamily member 11b (gene TNFRSF11B). The record is from RefSeq and is a predicted model, not a curated record. Gene Ontology annotation, molecular function: protein binding. NCBI's taxonomy places the organism in Eukaryota, Metazoa, Chordata, Aves, Galliformes, Phasianidae. Gene Ontology annotation, biological process: signal transduction.
GGUUGGGAAAAGGAAUACUUUGUUCAGACCUCUGAGGGGAAAGUCACACCCUGGCUGACUUUCCUGGGGUACCAGCCUAGAGAAGGCCAAUGGGUCAGAGCCCCCACAAAGCUCCAGGCUGGUACCCGAGGGCCUACCGAGUAAAAGGGAUGCAAAAUCAUCAGUGUUUGAUCUGCACUGCUUCAGGAAAAAAAAAAAGCUCUUUUCUGAUUAAAAACACCGCAUGGCACAGGGAAGAAGGAAGAAGCACAAGGCCCUUUGCCCAGCGGGUGGCAUGGGCACUUGGCCAGGGCAGCAGAGUUGCUGAUGGUUUUCCCACGUCGGCAGGGAAGGGAAACCAGCAGGGUUUCUCCUUCCCCUCCACCUCCCUCUUCCCGACCUUUGUUUCCCAGCCAGUCCCGCUCCUGGAAAUCCCUGGGCAACCAGGCAGAAAGGAGCCUGCGGGCUCGGUGGGGAACGGCAGCCCUGGGUGAGCUCCAGGCUCCCUGUGGGGGCUGGCUGUGGGGCCGUGGGGCCUGCAGCUCACCCGCUGGCAGUGAUUUCUAAACAAGUCCCCUAUAAGCCUGACUGCUGAGACAUGCUGUCCUGAGACAUGUCUCUCCCCACCAACCCAGCUGCGUAGAGGAGGGGGGGGGGAAAGACAGACAGACAGAGCCCAAUUAAACCCUCCCCUGGCCGGCCCCUGACACUCCCUCCUGCAUUUUCCAGUCUGUGGUUACAGCACUCAAAGAGUUCCAUUAAAUCAUCAGAUUUUACAGGUUCCUAAAAAAAAAAAAAAAAAAAAAAGGGAGAGAGAGAAAAGUUUGGUCAUAGUAGGGAAUGAGUGAUCAAAGCUGAGCCAAAGCUUCCUGUUACACCGGGACUAUAUAUAUACCGUGUCUUUAAUGUUGGGGGAUGUCAGCAGGCUGCUAGGAGGCUGGAGCACUGGCUAGCUCUGCCUGAUUUCCCAGCGCACUGAGGUUUCUUCCACCAACCACAAUGAACAAGUUCCUGUGCUGCACGCUUGUGCUCUUGGACAUCUCGGUCAAGUGGAGCAUCCAGGACAUCUCUCCCCCCAAGUAUCUCCAUUACGACCCUGGUACAUCUCGUCAGGUGAUGUGUGACCAGUGCCCUCCCGGGAGCUACGUAAAGCAGCACUGUACGGCUACCAGCCCGACGGUGUGUGCCCCAUGCCCAGAUCAGUACUACGCCGAAGACUGGAACAGCAACGACGAGUGCCAGUACUGCAGUGCUGUUUGCAAAGAGCUGCAGUACAUCAAGCAGGAGUGCACGAGCACGCAGGACCGUGUCUGCGAGUGCACUGAAGGCUGGUACUUGGAGCUGGAGUUUUGCUUGAAGCACACGGAGUGCCCUCCUGGAUUUGGCGUUGCACAGCCAGGUACUCCUGAGAGUGACACUGUUUGUAAAAGAUGUCCAGAGGGAUUUUUCUCCAAUGAAACGUCAUCCAAAGCAGUCUGUCAAAAGCACACAAACUGUAGUGCUCUGGGUUUCAAAACAGCAUUAAAAGGAAAUGCAGUUCGUGACAACAUCUGUCAGGAAAAUACAGAUACGUCACCUCAAAAAUGUGGAAUAGAUGUAACCCUGUGUGAAGAGGCUAUGUUUAGGUUUGCUGUUCCUACUCAUCUCACACCCAACUGGCUGAACACCCUUGCGGACAAUUUGCCUGGGACAAAGAUCAGCACAGAAAAUAUUGAACGGAUUAAACAAAGGCACAGUUCACAAGAGCAGACCUUCCAGGUUUUGAAAUUAUGGAAGCAGCAAAACAAGGAGCAGGAUACGGCCAAAAAGAUUAUUCAAGAUAUUGAUCUUUGUGAAAAUAGUGUCUUAAAGCAUCUCGGCCAACCAAAUCUCACCUUUGAACAUCUCAACACGCUGAUGGCAAGUUUGCCAGGCAAGAAAGUGGGAAAAGAAGAUAUCGAGCGCACAAUGAAACAGUGUCAACAUGCAGAGCAAGUUCUGAAGCUUCUCAAUCUGUGGAGAAUAAAGAAUGGAGACCAGGACACCAUUAAAGGUUUAACGUAUGGACUGAAGCACUUGAAAACAUACCACUUUCCAAAAAGAAUCAUCCAAAGUCUGAAGAAAGUCAUUAAGUUUCUUCACAGAUUUCCAAUGUAUAGAUUAUACCAGAAACUCUUUUUAGAAAUAGUAGGGAAUCAACUUAAACCAGUGAAAGUAAGAUGUGUCUAAUUCAAGUUAUUUUUUAUUCUCCACUGACAAUUUUUGCCUAAUUACUGCCAGCAGUAAUUAAACUGGAACGUUGUUUCCCUACAUUAUCUCUUUCUAUUUAUAAAAAUGCCAGACUGGAAUAGCUCUAAGUCUUUUGCAGUGUUCUUGGAGGUUUUUUAUUGUGUUUUUUGUUUGUUUGCUCAGUUGGUUGGUUGUUUUUUUUUUUUGUCUGUUUGUUUUGUUUCUUAAUCACUUUUGUAAAAGCUAUUAACCCUGUUGAUAACACUAAGAGCCUGAUUCUGCAUUUUUGCACAUUCAGAGUUGAAAAGCCCCACUAUAGUCACUAGAGGAGAAAAGAAUGCUGGACCAGGCUCUAAUGCAGUAUUUGCUAUUUAUAUUCUUUGAGAUAUAAACAUUUUUGUUGUACAUAUUUAUUAAGUUAAAUGGAAAUUGUAUGAGACUGAAUUUGGGGGAGAGAAAUGAAAAGCACACUGUAUAUUUUCUAGUUAAACAGAAAUGAUCCCAUAUAUUUUUCUGGCAAAAUUUUGUAGCAUGCUCUAAAAAAAUCUUUAUUUCUUUACAUUCGGUAUUUAAAGAAGUAUUAUUGCUUAGUUUUAUUUGUAUAACUUGUGUUAUCUUUGGGUAGGGAUGUUUUAAUUUAUCCAAUGAUUUUAUCUCAAAUGUGGUGAAAAUAUAAGUGACCUGAAUAUUUAAAUAUUCUGUGAGGAAGUGAAUGUAUCAUAUUUAAGAAGCUGGAUUUUUACAUAGAGUUUCAUAAUCUUAUUUUGUAAAACAAUUAAAUUUUUCA